Messenger RNA from Oncorhynchus gorbuscha (pink salmon), 2303 nucleotides. Its product is annotated as cytoskeleton-associated protein 4-like. The coding region runs from base 481 to 2004 and encodes 507 amino acids. The record is from RefSeq and is a predicted model, not a curated record. NCBI's taxonomy places the organism in Eukaryota, Metazoa, Chordata, Actinopteri, Salmoniformes, Salmonidae. The transcript has 2 exons.
ACCCCUUCUCUUUACUGUUGGUACAGUAUUGAAACAAAUUGCAUCAGUUCAUUUCUGAGAUCAUUAUUUUUCUAGACAUGUUUAGGCUAUCCUAUAACAGGAUUUUGGCUUAUAAAAGCAGGGUUUGAAAGACAUGAAACAUCAAUGGGCGUAAUUAUAUUAUUCCAAAUAAAGAGGCCUAGUUUUUUCCUCAACUUUAUCAGAACUAGUUACUGUGUUUCUGAAUAACACUAGUUACUGUGUUUUCUACAUAAUUCCAUAGCCAUUGGAGACACGGCAAGUACAGCGACCAAUUUUGCAGUCAGAAAGUCAGGUCCCACAAUAAGAAAGACGCCCCUUUUUUGCAUACCUCGACGCGAGUUCUAGGAAAGCCACAUCGCGCUCACUGAUACGCUAAAUGUACAGUGAAGACAGUACACAGCAUCUGUAGGGACCAGCCUCACACUUCAUCGGACCCCCUGGUAGAAAGCCACAUCAGACAUGACUGCGAGAAACAGAAACAAGAACAAUUUAAGCGAAAAGACUGCUUCAUCCACGCAAGAUGACGUGGCGAAGAAAAGUCCGAAACCUAGUAGUAAUGGUAGCUCCUCAAUCCAGGGGUCGGGGUCAGGGAGUUGGGUCAAAGUUAUAGCUGCUUUAUGUUAUAUCGCAUUAGUAGCCGCUGCGGGCUUUGCUGCUAUUUAUCUACAACAAGUGUUGAAAGAAGUCCAUCAAAUCAGCAGCAGAAAUGAAGACACCGUACGGAAAAAUGCAGAGGUUACGCACAAAGUAGAGAAUGUUCUUCAACAGGUGGACAACGUGAGGCGUGCUGUAGAUGGGUUGGAGUCGGCACUGGGCACCAUGCGGGCAGAGCAGGAGGUGGGGAGCCGAGCGGUGAGGAAGGGCGAGGCGGAGACACGGCGGGUGGAGGAGGCUCUUCAGAGGCUCCAGAACGAACUGUUGGUCGACCUGUCAGAAGGCAUCAAGGAGGUGAAGGAGGCCAGAGAGCGGGACUUCUCUUCCCUGGAGAAGACGGUGGAGGAGCGCCUGGCUGAGUUGAGUGCCUCCAUCGCGGACAGCGUGACUGAGUUCACCGAGACCCAGGGUGAGACUCAAAGUCAGCUGGCUGACCUCAAAGCCCGUCUGGAUGACAUGGAGGACCCGGAGCUGAUCAGGCAGGAACUGUCUGCCAUUGUCGACACCGUCGCCGGGCUCAGCACCACUAAGCAGGCCACAGAUGAGUCUGCCUAUUCGCUGAGGGAGCAGAUCGCCGCGGUGGGGUCAGAGCUCCAGACCCGUAACCAGGAAAUAGCCUCGAUGUCACAGGAAGUGGAGGCGGUGAGGUUGCUGGUGCAGGAGACAGCGGGGAGCCUGCGGCAGCAGGUGUCGGGAGCAGAGGCAGGCAUCCAGGCGUUGACAGAUCAGGACCAGAGCCUGCAGAGCAGCCUGGAGCUGGCCACCGAAGCUCUGCACAGUCUGGAGAAGGAACUGCGGGGGGAAUCGGCCAGGGCUGAGCAGAGGUCCGACGGUCUGGAGGUCAGACUAAAAGUGGUGGAGGAGGGCGGAGACUCCCUGGCCGCGUCGCUAACAGACCUGACUUCCAAGGUUGAGGCUCUUCUUGCCAAGUACGAUUCCCACGAGAGCACGCUCGCCGCCCAGGGCACGGCAGCCGAGAAGGCCCGGGCCACUCUACAGGGGGAGCUAGAGGAGCUGAAGGGCAGCCUAGAGGAGCUCCAGUCCAACGUGGUCGCACUGAGUGACGCUCAGACCAAUCUGUCUUCCAGGGUCUCUAACCUGGGGCUGCAGAUAGAGGGGCUGGAGCAGAAGCUGGAAGCCUUGAGGGAAGUCUCCAAGUCAACCAGCCAACCCCCACCAGAGCUGGAGAAGCUGAAGAGCACUGUGGAUGGCCUGGUGGGGAAAGCUGCCAAGCUGGAGAGCCAUGAGAAGGCCAUCGAAGCCCUACAGGGGUCACUACAGAAGACCAUUAGCUCAUUGGAGGCCUUGACCAAAGCCCCAGCCGAAUAGCAUGAAGGUGUAAGGGGAGCGUAGGAAGAAGAGAAGGAGGAGGGGGUAGUGUUCAGGAGGGGUAGACUGGGUUGGGUCAAUGAGAAAUGGGGAACGUGGACUGCUGUGAAUUUUAACACAACACUGCACUGUAGUUUUUUGUUUGUUUAUUUGUAUUUUUUCUCAUUUGAGUUUUUCAUUUAGUCAGAUUCUGUUACGGGUGGUUUCACAAACCCAAUUUGCAAUAUAAGCUCUUGUUCAGGAGCGUGUUAUGGUUUACUGAUUGUGUUUUGUUACAAAAAUUAAAUUGGGCCACCACA